AUGCCAGGCUCGCUCGCAGAUUACCUAGCAAAGAACUACCUCACAGCCGAUCCGGCAACCGAGCGCCCAAAGAAGAAGCGCAAGAAGACCAAGGCAGUCGACACAGCCGGCUCAGGCCUCAUCAUCGCAGACGAUGACCCACCCGACAUCCGCGCCUCAUUAGGCAAAAGUAACGAAGACGACGAAGACAGCCCCUACAUUGAGCGAAGCGCGAAGAGUGCUGAAUUCCGCCGUGCAAAACAAUCCAGCUGGAAAACCAUCGGCGGCCCAGGACCAGGCGACACAAGCGAACAAGCAGCCGCAGACGCAAUCCUCGCCUCAGCAGCAGCCGAGCAAACAGCCCUACAAGACGCCGAAGAAGAUGAAGGCCCGACAAUCGAAGGAGAAGGGGACGAUGAAGGCGGCGCGCGAAUGGAAUCCGGAGCUCGAGGCGGUCUCCAAACAGCAGCACAGACCGCGGCGAUGGUAAAAGCACAAGAAAAACGGCGCAAGGCCGAGGAAGCCCUCUUCCGCGAUCCAAGCGCCUCAAAGGAAAAGACACAGGAGACAAUUUACCGAGACGCGUCCGGCCGAAUCAUCAACGUCGCAAUGAAACGCGCUGAAGCCCGUCGCGCCGAGGAGGAAAAGCGCGAGAAGGAAGAACAAGCGCGCGAGGCCCUCAUGGGUGAUGUUCAGCGACAGCAGCGUGAAGAGCGCAGGCAGGAACUUCAGGAUGUGAAGUCAAUGCCUGUGGCGCGGACGAUUGAUGACGAUAAUAUGAAUGACGAGCUACGGGCCCGAGAGCGCUGGAAUGAUCCUGCGGCAGAGUUCCUUACAUCAAAGCCUGCGGCUGGGUCUAGUGUCUCUGGGAAACCGUUGUAUCGCGGUGCUUUCCAGCCAAAUCGUUAUGGUAUUCGGCCUGGGCAUCGGUGGGAUGGGGUGGAUCGUGCUAUUGGGUUUGAGAAGGAGUGGUUUACGGCGAGGAAUAAGAAGAGUCGAUUUGAGGCUUUGGAAUAUCAGUGGCAGAUGGAUGAAUAG
Molecule: messenger RNA, 1017 nt
Organism: Penicillium nucicola
Lineage: Eukaryota; Fungi; Ascomycota; Eurotiomycetes; Eurotiales; Aspergillaceae
Gene: cwc26
Product: putative cell cycle control protein (Cwf26)
Exons: 1
Coding region: 1-1017 (338 amino acids)
Biological process (GO): mRNA splicing, via spliceosome
Cellular component (GO): U2-type spliceosomal complex; RES complex
Molecular function (GO): RNA binding
Source: RefSeq, a predicted model, not a curated record